AUGGGAGACGAAGAAGUUCAAGCACUUGUUGUAGAUAAUGGAUCUGGAAUGUGUAAAGCUGGAUUUGCUGGUGAUGAUGCUCCAAGAGCUGUAUUCCCAUCCAUUGUUGGUAGACCAAGACAUGUUUCAGUUAUGGCUGGUAUGGGUCAAAAAGAUGCAUAUGUUGGAGAUGAAGCACAAUCAAAGAGAGGUAUUCUUACACUUAAAUAUCCAAUUGAACAUGGUAUUGUCAACAAUUGGGAUGAUAUGGAAAAGAUCUGGCAUCAUACUUUCUAUAAUGAACUUAGAGUUGCUCCAGAAGAACAUCCAGUUCUUUUAACUGAAGCACCAAUGAAUCCAAAAGCUAACAGAGAAAAAAUGACUCAAAUUAUGUUUGAAACAUUCAAUACCCCAGCUAUGUAUGUUGGAAUUCAAGCUGUUCUUUCAUUAUAUGCAUCAGGUAGAACAACUGGUAUUGUUAUGGAUUCAGGUGAUGGAGUUUCACACACUGUUCCAAUUUAUGAAGGAUUCUCACUUCCACAUGCUAUUCUUAGACUUGAUCUUGCAGGACGUGAUCUUACUGAUUAUCUUAUGAAAAUCUUAACUGAAAGAGGAUAUGCAUUCACUACUACUGCAGAAAGAGAAAUUGUUAGAGAUAUUAAAGAAAAACUUUGCUAUGUUGCAGAAGAUUUCAAUGAAGAAAUGCAAAAAGCAGCAUCAAGCAGUGAACUUGAAAAGAGCUAUGAACUUCCAGAUGGACAAGUUAUCACAGUUGGAAAUGAAAGAUUCAGAUGCCCAGAAGCACUCUUCCAACCAUCAUUCCUUGGUAUGGAAUGUAAUGGUAUUCAUGAAACUACCUACAAUUCAAUUAUGAAAUG
This is a messenger RNA of Entamoeba dispar SAW760, 857 nucleotides long. Its product is annotated as actin, putative. Lineage: Eukaryota; Evosea; Mastigamoebida; Endamoebidae. The record is from RefSeq and is a predicted model, not a curated record. The annotation marks the transcript as partial. The transcript has a single exon.